Ruditapes philippinarum (Manila clam) is the source of this 1738-nucleotide messenger RNA. RefSeq lists its product as uncharacterized. The transcript has a single exon. The record is from RefSeq and is a predicted model, not a curated record. NCBI's taxonomy places the organism in Eukaryota, Metazoa, Mollusca, Bivalvia, Venerida, Veneridae. Bases 1020 to 1538 code for a protein of 172 amino acids.
AGCCGUUCUCCAGGAAAACCUGCCAAAAUGACAUCGAUUAUGACGUUGGGAAUUUCCCGAUAAAUAUGACGUCAUACUUGAAAGCACAUGUGAGUUCAGUGACCUUUAUGUAUCAGUGUUUACAUGAUAAAUUUUGACAUUUUCUGGAUAUUAAAAUGGAUCACGAUAUAGAGGUAUGUUGUAUUUAUAUAUUUUAUCAACUCUGAAUUAGGUAUGCCGCACAUUAAUUGUUCAAUUGUUCCCAUACAGUAUAGAUGUAUUUUACGCAAGAGUGAAUCAGGAAAAUAUGGCGCGUAAACAAAAUAAUAUAGCGUGAUUGUUGUAACUUAUACCGAGCAUUAACACAGUAAUAAACAUGCAAAGAGUCGGUUGAUUUCGCUCUCAUAUAUUUCUUGACACACUCGUUAAGAUUGUUUUUCAGAUAAAAUUAAUGUAGAUCUAUUCGCUAAAUUUUGAAGACAUUUCUGUGUACCCAACCACUACAGAAUGACAUCGAAUCAAUAUUUCAAAAAUUAUUAAGGACUCAGUAGAUCUAGAUCUCUAUUAUUUUUUUUAAUAAUGUCAAUAUAUUUCAACGAAGAUAAGUUUUAUUAAAACUUCAGAAAAUUUAGUUGGUUUUGGUUCGGAAUGGGUAUGCUAUUGAUCUAAAUCUGAGCGAUUAAGGUUAAAUCACUUAAUUUAUACAGUACUGAACACGAAUGCUGUGAUGGCCGAGGGGUUAGUGUCAAUAACUCGUAGUCAGUGUUUUGCUGGUUUGAUCCUGACGCGCGAACUUUUUUUUUUUUUUUUUUUUUUUUUUAACAAUCAUAUUUUAUAAACUGCUAUGUAGAAUUCUGUGUUAAAUUAAUUUUUUUUAUCAAGCAAAUUAACCUUUAAUUGAUUCAGUCAAAAUAAAAUGCAGUCUGUGUAUGAUUUUUUUGUGGACAAGCAUAAAUUUGUAUAUUAAAGGAAAAUUUGUAUUCUGCAGUGACUGAAAUAUUUUUAUUUUAUAUUAGCCCAUUAAUUAGCGCAGAAGCUGUAUGUUUUGCCAUAAUUGUCAGUACUCACCGGAUUUAUUUAUUUUACAGGAUUUGGAGAGUUUGCUUUCCGAGCAUUUUGGUGUGACGCCCGUUUCGACCCCCUGGGGAUCGCAGGAGGAGGUUGAUGUAUCUACCAUGUGUUUAGACUCGGACGAAGAUGAUCCCGAGUUAGAUGUUGAUCAGCGGGUCCAAGAUUACAUAGACACGCUUCCAGAUGACAUAACAGGGGCUUCUGUUACUAGUGACAGCGAGGGUGAAGCAGAAGUUGAUUGUGAUCUGCCCCAAAAUGACGAAGACGUGAACAGAAUUACCCUUUAUCAUAAGAAUGGUUGUGGGUGCAAGAAAAACUGCAUUAAACAGUUUACUAUUUCUGACAUUUUUGAUCACAUAUUGAAUAUUAGGGAAAUGGAAAAGCAAGAUAAAGAACUGUAUAUAAUGGCAACUGUAGUAAACAGCCCUCAGAAUGAAUUGACAAAGCGCGGGAAGAAACGUCAGAAAGGUCACCAUGACUUUUCAUAAGUUGGGAAACCAGUGUGUAGGACUGUGUUUAUGUUGGCCUUUGAUAUCAAGCGGAGCGCUCUUCAAAAUAUCCUAACACAUGUUGAUCAGCAUGGUGUGGUUCAAAGAAUUCACGGCAACAAAGGGAAAAAACCUGUCAAAUCUUUAAAGUUUGAAGAUAUUAAACAUGCGGUGACAUAUGUUUCCCAAACUGCUGAAGA